GCCUCCUUCCCCUUGCGCGGCUGCGAAGGCUGUGGCGGAGCAGCGAUGGGGCCGGUGGGAGCCGUGGCUGUGCGGGAUGGCGGCGCCGCUGCUGCUCUGCCUCACGGCUUCUGGGCGGCGGUGCGCGUCUGGCUGGAGAAGCCGCAGGUGGUAAACAGGCGGCUGUGCGGUGCCGUCAUCGAGGCAGAGGGGACGCUGCCUCCUGAGGAGAGCGGGGAAAUGUCUCCCCCGCUCCCGACCAGGCGGGAAGGCGGCAGCGGCGCGGGGCAGGAGAGGCGAGAGGCGGCUGUUGGCGAUGCGGAGCUGGGCUGGCUCUGGAGGGAGGUGUGCGGUCAGCUGCCGGAAGGGCGCGGGAACUUGCCGCCCUCCCUCAAGCCUUGGGGUGGGCCGGGGCGCCGCGCUGGUCUCCACGCCGUGCUGAGAAUGCUACUGCCUCGGUCGCGACCCGUCGGCCCGCCCGCCCCGCCGAGGCGGGAGCUGGCGGUACAAGAUGUUUACAAUGGAACCGUGACAUUUCUGCCUUUGGAGGAAAAUGAUGAAGGAAAAUACCAGAUUAAAAAGUGCCAUAUUUAUCAAAUUCAACUCACACACAUAAAAGAUGAGGAAUGGUCCAUGUCUGUUGUAGCUCCAUUUCCAGAAGAUUGGCUUUCAGAUGGAAUUACAUAUCCCAAACUAGCAUGGCUUGGAAAUGAACUUUUGUCCAAACUAGCUAAGUGGUCUGUAGAGCAAAAGCCCAGUGAGUUUAAAAGUACACUGUCACUCAUUUCGGUAGCAAAAUACAGCCAAGUUUAUCAAGACCUUAAAGAAAAAUACAAAGAGAUAGUAAAGGUGUGGCCUGAAGUUACAGAUCCUGAGAAAUUUGUUUAUGAAGAUGUUGCCAUUGCUGCUUACUUGCUGAUUCUUUGGGAAGAAGAGAGAAAGGAAAAAGGGUUGACCAAGAAACAGUCAUUUGUAGAUCUUGGAUGUGGAAAUGGUCUACUGGUUCAUAUCCUAAAUAAUGAAGGGCAUUCAGGUAGAGGAAUUGAUGUCAGGAGGAGAAAAAUAUGGGACAUGUAUGGACCAGAAACCCGUUUAGAGGAAUCUACAAUCAUGCCAGGUGACAGUCAUCUCUUUCCAGAUACUGACUGGCUUAUAGGAAACCAUUCAGAUGAGUUAACACCGUGGAUUCCUGUUAUCGCAGCCAGGUCUUCAUAUUCAUGUUGCUAUUUUGUGCUGCCAUGUUGCUUCUUUGAUUUCCAUGGAAAAUACAUUCGAAGACAAAGCAAGAAGACUCAGUACAGAGAGUAUCUUGAUUUUGUUGUUCAAGUGGGAUCUGUAUGUGGCUUUCACGUGGAGGAAGAUUGCCUUAGAAUUCCAUCAACAAAAAAGGUGUGUCUCAUUGGAAAAAACAGAACUUACCCACCUACAGAAAGUGCCCUGAUUGACAAGCAGAUAACACAGUAUCUUAAUAAUCGUCCCACCUGUGCUGUGGUCACAUGCAACAGAAGAACUGGAUUUAAUCAUAAGGAUCAGUCUGAUAAUGUAAGGGAGGGAAUGGGCUCAGAACUUCCUGAAAAUGAGUCUACAAUUUGGAUGCCUGGAUUUCAACCCAGAGAAAAAAUAGAACAAAUCAGAAAUUGUUCUUCCCUCCCUCGGGAUUUUGUAGAUGAUGUGGUUCUCAAUGUGGCAAACUUGCUUUUAAAUGAAGCCCCUGAAAAAUCAUAUUCUAAUAUGCAUGGUGGCAAUACAAAUACCUGGAAUCAAGGAGAAAGCCUUUCCUUGAGAGAAGUAGCAGAACAGCUAAAUAAAGAAACUUUAAAAAGGCUAAAAAGUGAAUAUGGAGGCCUGCAGACGCUACUCAAGAACAAUCAUCAAGUAUUCAAAGUUCUAAAUGGGAGAGUUCAUAUUCGUGACUGGAGGAAAGAGAAACCAUCACGGAAAACUAAGCCUGAAGUGAAACGGUGCCUUGCAGCUGAAGCAUUUAAAACACGUCUCUGCUGGUUUUUCAUUCAUCAUCCUGAUGGUUGUUCUUUACCUUCUGAGUUAUGCCCAUAUGCUCAUGGAACUGAGGAGCUAAGGGAGUCUCAGAUUAUUAAAAAGAAAAAACAUAUACAGUAAUAAAAUGUUGCCACUUAUAUUUAAACUCAUGUACAUAACUGAAUCUACGAUUGCCUUUGGGACUACCUACUGCAUGUAGAUCUCUACAAUUUGGAGGGAUUUUCCCCAUUUCAUGCAUCUUAUUUAUGCAUCUUACUCUUUCCUAUGCGUUGCUGGUUUAAAAGUUCUCCUGCAUUUUUAAUAUUGUUUUAUUAACAUGUAAAAGACAGUAUUUUUACUUGGGGAAAAUAGAAAUAUAUAUAGCUUCAGAACAGUCUAUUUUCUGUCACACUUAAAAUGUGGAUACUUUUCUGGGUAGGCAUCAUUUGCAUUGUUGUUCACAAUAUUACUGUCACUUCAUCUUCUAAGUUAUUAGCCCAGAUCUAGAGCAAGUCCUAGAGGUAAUUACUUCAUAGUAGCUAGCAUGGGCUAUGUUUUGGAUUUGGGCUGGAAACAGUGCUGAGAUUGCUGUGAUGGUGCUGAGAUUGCUGUCAUGUUUUUGUUCCUGCUGAGCUCCACAGAGUCAAGGCCUUUUCUGCCUCUCAUCCCACCCCACCAGGGUGUAGUGCACAAGAACUCAGGAGGGGACACAGCCAGGACAGCUGACCAAAGUGAUAUUCCAUAACGUAUGUUGUCAUGCUCAGCAUAUACAGCUGGGGGAAGAAGGAAGGUGGGACAUUUGGAGUGGUGAGGUUUGUCUCCCCAAGUAACCAUUACUGAAAAUGGAGCCCUGCUGUCCUGGAGAUGGCUGAACACACCCGCUGGGCGAUGGGGAGUGGUGAAUGAAUUCCUUGUUUUGCUCAUGAGAACAGCUUCUGCUUUGGGUAUUAAACUGUCAGUAUCUCAA
Calypte anna (Anna's hummingbird) is the source of this 2923-nucleotide messenger RNA. It is a transcript of the gene TRMT44, whose product is annotated as tRNA methyltransferase 44 homolog. Lineage: Eukaryota; Metazoa; Chordata; Aves; Apodiformes; Trochilidae. Gene Ontology annotation, biological process: tRNA methylation. The transcript is spliced from 11 exons. The record is from RefSeq and is a predicted model, not a curated record. The coding region runs from base 46 to 2097 and encodes 683 amino acids. Gene Ontology annotation, molecular function: metal ion binding; tRNA (uridine) methyltransferase activity.